CCUCACUGGCUGCGCAGGUGCGGCCAGAGCGGAGGAAGCGGCGCGCUGGCGGCUCCACACGGGUAUUCGUGACGAAUCAUCAUGUCUUCAUCAGAAAAGAACGCUGUGAUCACGCCAGCCUGGGUGGACGAGAAAUUCGUAAAGGAAGCGCUCAGUGAAGCGGAGGGCAAGCAGAUAGCAGAGGUGUCGUGUGUGAGGGUGGAGCCGGCGGUGAAGCCGGGGGCCAACUUCAUGAGCUCGCUGCUGCGGCUGUCGUGCGAGGUGCGGCUGGCCGGCGGCGGCGCGGCGGAGGCGCGCAGUCUUGUGCUCAAGGUGGGGCUGGGUGCGGGGCCCAUGGCCGACCUGGCCGAGGAGGCACAGGUGUUCGAGCGCGAGGCGCGCGUCUACCAGGAGCUGCUGCCGCGGGCUGAGGAGGCGCUGCGGGCGGUGGAGGGGGGCGGCGGCGGCGAGUGGCGGCCGCUGGCGCCGCGCACCCUGGGGGCGGCGACCGGGGGCGACGGCCGGCCCGCCUGGCUGCUGCUGGAGGACUUGCGCGCAAGCGGCUUCCGCACGCAGCCACCCGGCGCGGGGCUGGACCGCGCGCACUGCUCGCUGGGCCUGCGCGCUCUGGCGCGCCUCCACGCCGCCUCCGCGCGCCUGCUGGAGGACUCGCCCCCGCUGCGGACGGACGCGCUGUUCUUGCGGUCGCCGCUGACGAGCCGCGAGGCCUGUGACCAGUUGGCCAGCAUCGUGCCGCGUCACGCGCUCGCCCUCUCCGCCGCCCUCGCCGCCAGCGGACGGGGCGGCCUAGCCGACAGGUACGAGGCGGCGGCCGAGCGCAUCGUGGGCCGCCUCAGGCAGCUGGACGGCAGCGGCCCGCCGGCGCUGCAGGUGUUGCUGCACGGCGACGUCUGGAAGAACAACUUCCUCUUCCGCUACUCGGGCCAGCAGCCCACCGACGUCCGCCUACUCGACUUCCAGAUGGUGAACAUUGGAGCUCCCACGAUAGAUGUGGUGCACUUCCUGUACGCAAACGCCAGCGAGGAAACCCACCGCCAGCACCUGGAGCAGCUGGUGUCUGAGUACCACGGCACACUGCAGGCCACCUUGAAGGCGCUGGGGCUGCACCAGCAAGCUGACGCCUACCCACUGCAGGAGCUCCGGAGGGACAUGGACCGCUGCGCUCCCAUCGCCCUUCAUUGCGCAAUCCUCAUGGGCGUCAUACUCGGGGUGGAGGCCCACGGAGUCGACAUACAACAGAGCUACAGCAGCGAAGACAAGCAAGCUGAAAUACUCACCAAGGUUUACAGCAACCCUACAUACCUCAGUUGCAUCGAAUACUUGUCUCCUCACUUUCAGAAGCAGGGCGUGCUCUAGUUGACCGUAAACUCGCGUACAAAAUGUUUCUUCGACUGAGGUACAAGUAAUAUUAAUGAAAAAUGUUUCGACUUACGCGCCCAAUUGCCCAAAGACAAAUAUUAGUUCAAUAUUUUUGACUAUCUUAGAUUAAAUUUAAAUUGUAAUAUCCAUGUUGUCUACAUCUUGCUCUACAUCAUUGGGGAGAAAUAAGAUUGCACCACAAAGCAACUUAAUUCUUGGAGGGCACCAUACCGUAAGAAAACUGAAAUCAAUGCGCAUACAGUGCAACGUGUUGAUAUGUUCUGUGAGAAGAAAUGGGCACUGACUGCUCCAUUAGACCACCUAACAAAGUUUAAAAAAUUCUUGUAAAUGAAAAUGCUAGCAUUCUGUCUUGUGUAUGCUGCAGGUGAGUAGUGUGUACAGAAUGUUUAGUUAAAUUAAAAUGUACAGUGGAAUUGAUUACGCAAUGGCAGUGAAAUGUUAAAGUUCAUCAGCUGCUUCAGUUACAAGAAUUACUGUAGCUAUGUAGAUCAAGUACCAAUUUUUAUUGCCAUUAAUGUUUAAGAACACUUGAGCCCAGACUAUGUAAAUUUUGUGUUUUCAUGAAUUAUAAGAUUUACUAGUGUGCCAGAUAUGUGAC
This is a messenger RNA of Schistocerca piceifrons (Central American locust), 1978 nucleotides long. RefSeq lists its product as uncharacterized. The coding region runs from base 82 to 1356 and encodes 424 amino acids. The record is from RefSeq and is a predicted model, not a curated record. NCBI's taxonomy places the organism in Eukaryota, Metazoa, Arthropoda, Insecta, Orthoptera, Acrididae. The transcript is spliced from 3 exons.